AUGAGGUUUGACUCGACAGUCAUAGCCCUGACUGCUCUAGCCUCAGGCUGCGCUGGCCUGAAUAUCAAGAGCAAUGAGCCGGCUGUUAUACGCCGUGACGAAGGCCUUCCCAUCUACAAAAAUGCCUCACACAGUGUUGACGACCGCGUCAAAGACCUCCUGAGUCGUAUGACACUCGAAGAGAAAGCGGGCCAACUCUUCCACAAGCAGCUCCAAGAAGGCCCUCUCGAUGAUGACAGCAGCGGCAACAGCACAGAGACGAUGGUUCUCAAGAAACACAUUACACACUUCAACCUCGAUAGCGACAUCACGAACGCGACGGAGACAGCCGAUUUCAUCAACAUUGUGCAAAAGCGAGCACUCGAGACACGACUUGGGAUUCCGAUCACAAUCUCAACUGACCCACGCCAUUCGUUCACCGAGAACGUCGGUACCGGCUUCCAGGCCGGGGUGUUCUCGCAAUGGCCGGGGAGCCUCGGUCUCGCUGCGCUUAGGGAUCCUCAGCUUGUCCGACAGUUUGCAGAGGUCGCAAGGGAGGAGUAUCUUGCCGUUGGUAUUCGUGCCGCUCUGCACCCGCGAGUUGACCUGUCCACUGAGCCGCGGUGGGCUCGCAUCAGUGGUACCUGGGGCGAAAGUAGCAUACUGACCAGCGAGCUCAUCGCCGAGUACAUCAAGGGUUUCCAGGGAGAGGGAAAGCUUGGUCCAACAUCCGUCAAGACCGUCACGAAACACUUUCCUGGUGCCGGACCGAUGGAGAAUGGCGAGGACUCGCACUUUUUCUAUGGCAAGAAUCAGACUUACCCCGGCAAUAACCGCGAAGAGCAUCUCCUGCCAUUCAAAGCGGCCCUAGCUGCCGGUGCAACUGAGAUCAUGCCAUACUACUCCCGUCCUAUCGGCACAAACUGGGAGGCUAUCGGAUUCUCGUUCAACAAGGAAAUCGUGACCGAUUUGCUCCGCGGUGAGCUCGGGUUCGACGGUAUCGUCUUGACUGACUGGGGUCUUAUUACGGACGGUUACAUCAGAAGCCAGUUUAUGCCCGCGCGCGCCUGGGGUGUGGAGUACCUCAGCGAGCUUCAGCGCGCAGCGAAAAUCAUCGACGCAGGUUGCGACCAGUUCGGCGGCGAAGAACGUCCUGAACUUAUUGUCCAAUUGGUCGAGGAGGGCACCAUUGCCGAAGAACGUAUCGACGUCUCUGUUGCUCGACUGCUCAAGGAAAAGUUUAUUCUCGGCCUGUUUGACAACCCAUUUAUCGACGCCUCGGCUGCCAACAGCAUUGUUGGAAACGAGGAUUUUGUCCGUCUAGGCCGUGAUGCUCAGAGAAGGUCCUAUACCCUCCUCACCAACAAAGGGUCAAUCCUCCCACUGCCCAAGCCGUCUCCGAGCACAAAGUUCUACAUUGAAGGCUUUGACCCCGCUUUCAUGACCGAGCGCAACUAUACUGUCGUGAACAGCACAGAAGAGGCCGACUUUGCUCUUCUUCGAUACAAUGCGCCGUAUGAGCUACGCAACGGUACCGUCGAAGCCGAAUUCCACGCAGGUUCCCUCGCAUUCAACGCCACUGAAAAGGCACGCCAGGCGAAGAUCUAUUCAUCGGUUCCGACAGUCGUAGAUAUUAUCCUGGACCGGCCUGCCGUUAUUCCCGAGGUGGUUGAGCAGGCCCAGGCCGUGCUUGGUAGUUACGGCAGCAACAGCGAAGCGUUCCUGGAUAUUGUGUUCGGAGUCAGCAAGCCGGAGGGUAAGCUUCCGUUCGAUCUGCCCAGGUCAAUGGACGCAGUUGAGGCGCAGGCCGAAGAUCUGCCAUUCGACACCGAGAAUCCCGUUUUUCGAUUCGGCCAUGGGCUGGAGUAUUAUCAGCCAAUGGUGGAGAACGCUCAGAUUACUCUAGCAGCGCUUUGA
Molecule: messenger RNA, 1896 nt
Organism: Aspergillus mulundensis
Lineage: Eukaryota; Fungi; Ascomycota; Eurotiomycetes; Eurotiales; Aspergillaceae
Product: Beta-glucosidase C
Exons: 1
Coding region: 1-1896 (631 amino acids)
Biological process (GO): glucan catabolic process
Molecular function (GO): beta-glucosidase activity
Source: RefSeq, a predicted model, not a curated record